Messenger RNA from Callithrix jacchus (white-tufted-ear marmoset), 1291 nucleotides. It is a transcript of the gene TBC1D21, whose product is annotated as TBC1 domain family member 21. NCBI's taxonomy places the organism in Eukaryota, Metazoa, Chordata, Mammalia, Primates, Cebidae. Gene Ontology annotation, biological process: activation of GTPase activity. The record is from RefSeq and is a predicted model, not a curated record. Gene Ontology annotation, molecular function: GTPase activator activity.
GACACGGACAUGGCUGGCCCUGUUCAAGCAUGGAAGGGUCAGGAGCAGCCCAGUUCCUCUUAGGGAUGUAACCUAUCUCUGAAAAGGAAGAUCACAGUUACCUGCUGAUUAAGCAUCACUAGGGCUCCAAGUGAGCUCUGAUUAGAGCUGUUUGGAAGCCAGCAGGGGCCAUGACCACCCUCUCUCCUGAAAACAGCCUCUCUGCCAGACAGUCGGCCUCCUUCAUCCUGGUGAAGAGAAAACCACCCAUUGACAAGACAGAAUGGGACAGCUUCUUUGAUGAGAAUGGCCACUUGGCCAAGUCACGGGACUUCAUUUGUGUUAACAUCCUGGAAAGGGGUCUGCACCCCUUCGUGAGGACUGAAGCCUGGAAGUUCCUCACUGGCUACUUCUCAUGGCAGAGUUCCCAGGAUGAGCGGCUCACCGUGGACAGCACGAGGAGGAAGAACUACAAGGCCUUAUGCGAAAUGUAUGAGAAGAUUCAGCCCCUUCUGGAAAACCUGCACCGGAACUUCAUAGAGACUCGUAAUAACAUCACACAUGACAUUCAGAAACUCUAUGACAAAGACCCCCUGGGCAAUGUCCUCAUCGACAAGAAGAGGCUAGAGAAGAUCCUGCUCCUGAGUUACGUCUGCAACACGCAGGCAGAGUACCAGCAGGGCUUCCAUGAGAUGGUGAUGCUCUUCCAGCUAAUGGUGGAACAUGACCAUGAGACCUUCUGGCUUUUCCAGUUCUUCCUGCAGAAAACGGAGCACAGCUGCGUCCUCAACAUAGGCGUGGGCAAGAACCUAGACAUGCUCAGCACCCUGAUCACCUUCUUGGACCCCGUGUUUGCUGAGCACCUAAAAGGGAAGGGUGCAGGGGCCGUGCAGUCCCUCUUCCCCUGGUUCUGCCUCUGCUUCCAGCCAGCCUUCAAGUCCUUCGAUGACGUCUGGAGGCUCUGGGAGGUUCUGCUGUCGGGGAAGCCCUGCAGGAAUUUCCAGGUGCUGGUGGCCUACAGCAUGCUGCAGAUGGUCCGCGAGCAGGUGCUACAGGAGAGCAUGGGCGGGGAUGACAUUCUCCUGGCCUGCAACAACCUCAUUGACCUUGAUGCUGAUGAGCUGAUCUCCGCCGCCUGCGUGGUGUAUGCUGAGCUCAUCCAGAAGGAUGUUCCUCAGAUAUUAAAGGAUUUCUUCCUCUGAAGACACCAACACCCACAGUGGACCGAUGCCCUCGAUGGACAGGAUGAAGGUCUGGGGCACCAGAGUGAGGGCAUAGGUAAAACAGCUGCAAUAUAAUCAGCCCUCUGGAA